Molecule: messenger RNA, 2228 nt
Organism: Rosa chinensis
Lineage: Eukaryota; Viridiplantae; Streptophyta; Magnoliopsida; Rosales; Rosaceae
Product: alpha-L-arabinofuranosidase 1
Exons: 17
Coding region: 1-2004 (667 amino acids)
Biological process (GO): L-arabinose metabolic process
Molecular function (GO): alpha-L-arabinofuranosidase activity
Source: RefSeq, a predicted model, not a curated record
AUGAAGGCCGUCGUCUUGCUCUGCUGCUGCUGCUGCUUUCUGUUCCAAUGUUUCGCUGUUGGAGUUGAUACAAACCAGACAGCAGAGCUGCUUGUUGAUGCUUCUCAAUCAUCCGGACGACUAGUAUCUCCAACACUCUUUGGAAUUUUCUUCGAGGAGAUUAACCAUGCUGGCGCUGGUGGGUUGUGGGCUGAACUUGUAAGCAACAGAGGUUUUGAAUCUGGGGGACCUAACACUCCUUCCAACAUUGAUCCCUGGUCAAUUAUUGGGAAUGAGUCAUCUUUGCUUGUAUCGACGGACCGGUCGUCAUGUUUCGAGCGCAAUAAAGUUGCACUUCGAAUGGAGGUUCUAUGUGACAGCCAAGAUGCCAAUAUCUGUCCUUCUGGGGGUGUUGGUAUUUAUAACCCUGGGUUCUGGGGCAUGAAUGUUGAAAAAGGGAAGACCUACAUUGUAACUCUUUAUGUUCGUUCAUCUGGAGCAAUCAAUGUAUCUGUAUCGUUGACGAGUUCCAAUGGAUUGCAGACUUUUGCUGCUGAUAACAUUAUAGCUUCUGUUUCAGAAGUUUCAAACUGGACGAAAUUUAAAGUUCUGUUGGAAGCCAAAGCAACAAAUCCUAGUUCAAGAUUGCAAUUGACAACCACCAGAAAAGGGUUGAUAUGGUUUGAUCAAGUGUCAGUCAUGCCUUCGGACACAUACAAGGGACAUGGAUUUAGGAAGGACCUUGUCGACAUGUUGGCAGAUCUAAAACCCCAAUUUAUUAGAUUUCCAGGUGGCUGUUUUGUUGAAGGUGAAUGGUUAAGAAAUGCAUUUCGUUGGAAAGAAACAAUUGGACCAUGGGAAGAGAGACCUGGACACUUUGGUGAUGUCUGGAUGUACUGGACUGAUGAUGGACUUGGUUAUUUUGAGUUUUUGCAACUAGCAGAAGACCUUGGUACACGGCCAAUAUGGGUGUUCAACAAUGGAAUCAGCCACAAUGAUCAAGUUGAUACUUCCAAUGUCUUACCGUUUGUACAGGAAGCUCUUGAUGGUAUUGAGUUUGCUAGGGGCGAUCCUGAUUCUACAUGGGGUUCUCUCCGUGCCACAAUGGGACACCCAGAGCCCUUUGACUUGAGAUAUGUUGCUGUUGGGAAUGAGGAUUGUGGCAAAAAGAAUUACCGAGGAAAUUACCUUAAGUUCUACAGUGCUAUAAAGCGUGCCUAUCCGGACAUCCAAAUAAUUUCUAACUGCGAUGGCUCUUCUCAACCUUUGGAUCAUCCAGCUGAUUUGUAUGACUUUCAUGUUUAUACUUCAGCAAGCAACAUGUUUUCGAUGGCUCAUCGGUUUGAUCGUGCACCACGUAAGGGUCCCAAGGCUUUUGUGAGUGAGUAUGCUGUGACCGGAAAAGAUGCUGGAGCAGGAAGUCUUCUCGCAGCAUUGGCAGAAGCUGGAUUUCUGAUUGGGCUUGAAAAAAACAGUGAUGUUGUUGAGAUGGCAAGUUAUGCGCCACUCUUUGUGAAUGCCAAUAACAAGCGGUGGAACCCAGAUGCAAUCGUGUUUAACUCCUCACAGCUGUAUGGAACUCCUAGCUACUGGGUGCAAUGUUUUUUUAGUGAAUCAAGUGGAGCAACUAUUUUCAAUGCAACACUCCAAACAAAUUCUUCUACUUCACUUCUUGCAUCUGCAAUUUCGUGGAAAAGUUCUGAAGAUCAGAAUACUUACCUAAGAAUUAAGAUUGUGAACUUUGGAAGCAACAUAGUAAAUCUUACGAUCCGUGUUGAUGGGUUGGGGCCAAAUUUUGUUGGUCUGUCUGGAUCAACCAAGACUGUGCUCACAUCUAAAAAUGUGAUGGAUGAGAACUCGUUUGGUGAGCCAAAGAAGGUCAUACCGAACCCGAGUCUACUUGAACAGGCUGGUGAGGAAAUGGAUGUUGGACUUUCUGCACAUUCCUUCACUUCAAUUGAUUUGUUAAUGGAACCAAGUUAUAUCAGGACUGGAGCUGAUUCUUUCUCCCUGUCUUCUAUCUAAAAGAUAUGAAAUUAAUAUUUUAUAGUAAAUGUAAUCAAGAUAAAAUAAUCCACAAAUUUAUUGGAAGAAAUAAUCCCAAUCAAAAUUGGACCUUGUUUUGUGUUGAUUUACUAGUGCAGGUUUUGUAUCAGUUUAAUGUCGUUGGCCAUGUUUAUAUUAAGUACUGUAAUUAGCUUUGUAGUACAAGCUGAUUUAAUCUAUGUUGGAGAUGUAUUUUGUUGCAA